Molecule: messenger RNA, 3972 nt
Organism: Chelmon rostratus (copperband butterflyfish)
Lineage: Eukaryota; Metazoa; Chordata; Actinopteri; Chaetodontiformes; Chaetodontidae
Product: glucocorticoid-induced transcript 1 protein
Exons: 9
Coding region: 240-1703 (487 amino acids)
Biological process (GO): podocyte development
Cellular component (GO): cytoplasm
Source: RefSeq, a predicted model, not a curated record
GGACAUGAUGGGGAAGACAGAGCGAGAGCCGGAAAACACGAAUUAAACCUUUCAAGAAGUAUAAAAAACAACUUUUAAAGUUACUCGUGUAACGGCUACAGCGUACGUCGGCAUAUGUUAGCAUUUUACAGGCUAAUGUUUAUCUUACCGUUCCCCCCACCACCUCCUCCUGUAGAGCAGCAGCAGCUUCGGCAGUACGUCUUUCUCAACGCGAUAGGAAUUACAGCCAGUUUCGGAGGAUGUCAGCCCCCAGCAACUCGCUCCAGCAGCCGAGGGUGAGACGCAGCAAUGCGGGCUCCCCCGGCUCCUUCAACAACAGCUGCCGUUUGCACCCCAUCCGUGCCACCGUGCCCUAUCAGCUCCUGCGUGGGGGUCAGAGCAGCCCGACGCGGGCGCAGACACACUACGGAGGAGCCACGAACAGCCGAGGCUCGAGUCCCCCCUCCAGCCCGACACUCACUUCAGGAAGUGCUAAGCAAAGACUGUCCCCCGAAAAUAAGGAUUCCUCCUGCCCCCCAGACUCUCCAGUGUCCAGAGCAGAAAGGUCCAAGUUACAAGUUCGGAGUUCCAGUGCCAUCCGGCGGACAUCUUCCCUGGAUGCCAUCACGGGGCCAUACCUCACCGGCCAGUGGCCUCGGGACUCCCAUGGACCCUACCCUUCCUGUAUGAAAGACAAAGCCACACAGACUCCGGGUCUCUGGAUUGAUGAGGGAGCAGAACAGGGAAGUCCACACCAGCGGUCGGCCUCCUGGGGCAGCGCAGACCACCUCAAAGAGCAGAUCGCUAAACUGAGACUGCAGCUGCAGCGCAGCAAACAGGUCAGCCGGCAGAGCAAAGACAGGGAGCUGAACUCGCUGCAGCUGUCGCAACAGGCACAGCAUGGCAUUGCAUGCCAACCGCAGUAUAAGGGAACUUCAUCAGCCUUGUCGGCAAUCCCUGUGCCAAAAUCCCUCAUAUGCAGAGUGCCGAGCAGUGUCGAGGGAAUCAACCACGAGCUAGAAAAUGUGUUUAUCAGAGAGGACUGGGAGCAGGGGAUACAGGCCAUGGAUGUGGUGGAUGGCCGCCGCGCCCCCUUCCCUCCGCAUCACUACAACCACAGUGGCGACACACGUGACACGGACACACAAGCCCCUUCGAGUGGUGACUCCAGCCCGUUGCCCCGCGCCUGCAGCUCUGACCACCUCCACUCCCCUGAUGGAAGCCCCUGUUCUGCAGAGGAAACUGACAAAGACAAUGUGUGCAGUUCUCCUCUGCCCAAGUUUGCCACUUCUCCCAAACCUAACAACAGCUACAUGUUCAAACGGGAACCUCCAGAGGGCUGUGAGAGGGUCAAAGUGUUUGAGGAGAUGGUGUCCGGCAAAUCGAAAGGCUUCCCUCUCUUCUCGUGCCCUGACAAAAACAAGGUGAACUUCAUUCCCAGGGGCUCUGCCUUCUGCCCCGUCAAACUCCUCUGCUCCUCCCUCUUCUCCCCAGUCUCUCCCUUGUCCUGCUCCUCCACCAACCCCGGUCUCCAUGGCAACGACAGCCCAGGGCCUCAGGUGACCUCGACUCUGCCCACUGCACCACUAGCUACCUUUCCAGCCUCAGCUGACUGGAGCACCGACACAAGCACAGGCAUAAACACAGACAACAGCACAGACAGCCAGAACCCCGACACAGACGUGGGGGAAGACGGCUCAGCACAAGUACUCCUCACCAGCUAGUCCUCAGGUAUUCAUGACCAAACCACCCACAGCUGAAACAUUUCAGCUGGUUAGCGGUAUGGUUUUAAAGCAAAGAGGAAAAAAACAAAAGCAAAAAAAAGCAAAAAAAAAAGAAACCCUUGCACUCCGUUAAUCCUAAUGUUAGCCAGCAGGGAGCGCCCAAGGUCUAGAAAUGACAAACGCGUAGGAGGAUAAUGGUACCAGCAUCCCGCUGCACAAGCAUUUCCGCUCGAUCCCGGUGUUUGUCCCGCUGCCGGGGACGUUUUACUAAGAAAACUUGAUGGUUUGAUCGCUGAGUUUGCUGACCUUGGGCAGAGCCUCCCUUCACCCAUCACUAACCUAGCCUUCUCCUCUGUACGGUGACAACACCCAUAACAAAAUAGCUUUGCUUUUGUUUGCAAAAAAUAGAAAUUUCUGCUCAAAUUAUGAUGUUACGUAGUGCCUGCAGUUUAUCAAGAGAAAUAAAAAGGAAAAAUCUUUCACAAUAGACAGUUAUGAGGUAUCAAAGAAACACAAUCUACUCAUGUUAUCUAACCAGCUUAUUAGCUGUUCAGUGUUCAACAAGCUAACAUCUAAAGUGCAUACACAUAAGCUUUUUGACAAGAUGGGAAAUGCUCGAUUCAUAUUUUAAACAUAUCAGGAUGUCUUACAGUCAGAAUACAUUGCCCCGCCACAGUGUUUGCACUUGUUAAGACCUGGCUCAGAAUGAUACAGGCCGCGGCCUAUUUUUUCGUUUUCUUUUUUAAGUAUUCGUAGCACAGUGUCUAUGUGAAACCAGCAGUUGCUGGAGUGCAGGCUCCACCCAACAGGCUUACAAAGAUGCAGAUCUGCAUUUCUAGUCUGGUCACUAUUAAAAUUUGGUUAGCUGAACACAAAAUGCAAAUCAGCUGUUUUUCAGUGACCAAAUAACCAAUCACAAAGCACACAAUUCCCCCAUUGCCUUGUUCUAUUGCCCCACACUACACAGAACAAUAACUCAGGUCAUGUGGAAUGUACUUGCUUGGACUAUGUUGCCUUUCCCCAGUGUUUAUGACUUUAUUCUACAGAAAGACAUUCCAGUCUUUUGCAGAAAUGUUUUAUUUUUUUUCCCCUGGAGAGGGAAGUUAUUACGGACUGAAUCAACUGAUUGAUGUCACAGCUUGUGACAGAUGACUUUUGCAUUAACCUGUUCAGGUUAGAGUUUCAGGUGCUAUGACACAUUCCAGAAAUCGCUGUUGCAUCGGUCAACCGUGACUACUCAUGUAAAUGCAACUAGCUACAUAAGCUACACCCUCCUGAUUUGAGAAGUUGACAAAAUAUGUCGUUUGUUUCGCCCCUUUGUUAAAUAUGUACCAAAGCAAAUUACAAAAUAAUGAAAGGCGGGUCACGUGUUUGGGACAAGAGAGGCACCAUUUUUGUGCCAGAAGCAGAACGUUAACGUGCACUUUGUUUUGUUUUUUUUAAAUAAAGAUUUCAGCAACAUUUAAACACUAGGGUUGCAUUGGUAUAUUUUCACAGUAUGCUGUAUUGCACAAUUAUUAUUAUAAUUAUUAUUAUUAUCAGUGAAAAUGAACCUUAAAGGAAUGAAAUCUGAAGUUUUUUUUUCCCAGUAAAACUAGUACAGUAGAAUUGAAUACUGUCAAUGAGCAGAUAUAAAUGGGAUAACUGUCAAUGUUCACAGUGCAUUGUGAAAUGUGUAUGCCGCUGCAACCCUAAUAAACACUGGUUCAUAGUGUUUCAAACACAGGCGAUAAUUGUUAAACCAAGCUGAAGCACUUAUUUGGAAGUUCGACGAUAAUCACUAUUUUUAUUUUAGACCAAUUUGUAAGUUAAAACAAUCAGAACUUGAGUGUGCAAUUGAUUUUUGUUUGAAGUAAAGCUACACUAACAUUUUUUGUGUAAAACAGUUUGGCUCAGUAUCCAACCAGAUGUGCCCUAACAUUGCCUGCACAAGUUGUUUCAACAGCACAUAAAGAAAAAGAAAACAUGACUGAUUUAGUAAGCUAGUAAAUGUCAUUCCAAAACGUUGGUCAAUCAAGCCACUUGCACACAGAAACACAAAUAUGAACAAUAUGCAACACAUUCCACACAAAUUAAGUUGAGAUACUCUCUUCUGCUUGCAGCUCCAAGAGUUUCAAUCAUUCUUAUUCUGAUUUUAUUCACUAGCUCAUUGUGCAGUGCAGUUAUGAAAUAGUUGCCAUGUUUGGCAAUGAUGAUUCAGUUCUCCUAUGUAUUACGCAUUUUUAUGUAGAUCUUGUGUGUUUUUCAAUAAAGAAAACAAAAAAUCUCA